This is a messenger RNA of Polypterus senegalus (gray bichir), 7101 nucleotides long. It is a transcript of the gene crhr1, whose product is annotated as corticotropin releasing hormone receptor 1. Gene Ontology annotation, cellular component: plasma membrane; neuron projection. Gene Ontology annotation, molecular function: G protein-coupled peptide receptor activity; corticotropin-releasing hormone binding; corticotropin-releasing hormone receptor activity. The record is from RefSeq and is a predicted model, not a curated record. Gene Ontology annotation, biological process: adenylate cyclase-activating G protein-coupled receptor signaling pathway; cell surface receptor signaling pathway. NCBI's taxonomy places the organism in Eukaryota, Metazoa, Chordata, Cladistia, Polypteriformes, Polypteridae. The transcript has 13 exons. Bases 557 to 1807 code for a protein of 416 amino acids.
CGUCGGCGAGCAGUCCUGUGUUUUCUUCUCGUAGUCUGUUGAAACUGACAUCGGUUUCGUGAAGGUCACCAGCGGGAUCGGGCGGGCUGCAGCUGCCCACCCUGCGGACUGGAUUCGGGGAGCACAAGGCGCUUUGGCAAGUUGUAAUAAUCAGCGCAGCUCGUCGCCUCCCCGCUCCAUAAUGAGAUUAUGCCAAGGCUGAGAAAGAAAGCAACGCAAAGCGAAAUCAAAAGGGCUUGUGGGACCGAGUGGGCUCCAAGCGUCCUGCAAACGCAAAUGAGUGAGAGCCCCGUGCCGCAGAGACUGCGAAGCGGAGCGAGCGCCACUGACCUAAAUUGAGCGCUCGAGGAAGAGCUGAGCCGAGCGGAGCCAAGUCGUGGGCAAGGACUCGGGAAUCCCAUCUCUCCCAAAAGGCACCGCACCUGGGCGGAUCCUUUGGCCAGUCCGGUACCGUAGUGCCGGUGCUCAGUCCACGGAAGACCGGCCGAGGAAUGUAUGUGGGGAACCGCUGAGUGAACACACGGAUAGCAAUUUGUGAACCGAACUCUUGAACAGGAUGCUUCGGAACAAAGGUUCCAUCCAUGCCAUGCAGGUGCUGGUCAUCUGGAUUCGCUGGGUCGGGGGCACCAGUCCUGACCAGUCGUGUGAUUCACUUCCAGCGACAUCGGAGAACAUCACAGGUUUGCAUUGUAAUUUCUCAGUUGAUCUUAUUGGGACGUGUUGGCCCAGAACAACAGCAGGGAGAGUCGUGUCCAGGUCCUGCCCCGAAUAUUUGUAUGGGGUCCGGUACAACACCACAAAUAACGUCUACAGGGAAUGUCUCCUGAAUGGAACGUGGGCAAUAAAAGUGAAUUACUCUCAGUGCCAGGAAAUCCUCAAUGAAGAGAAAAAGAGCAAACUGCAUUACCACAUUGCUGUGAUCAUAAAUUACAUGGGCCACUGCAUCUCCCUGGGGGCCCUGCUGGUUGCCUUCAUCCUCUUCAUGCGUUUACGGAGCAUCCGCUGCCUCCGGAACAUCAUUCACUGGAAUCUGAUUACGGCCUUCAUCCUGAGGAAUGCCACCUGGUUUGUGGUGCAGAUGACCAUGAAUCCUGAGGUCCACGAGAGCAAUGUGAUCUGGUGCCGACUGGUAACUGCAGCCUAUAAUUACUUCCAUGUGACCAAUUUCUUCUGGAUGUUUGGAGAAGGCUGCUACCUGCACACUGCCAUUGUCCUCACAUACUCUACUGACAAGCUGCGGAAGUGGAUGUUUAUAUGCAUCGGUUGGUGCAUUCCCUUCCCAAUAAUUGUGGCAUGGGCGAUUGGAAAGCUUUACUACGACAAUGAAAAGUGCUGGUUUGGCAAGCGUGCAGGAGUUUACACCGACUACAUCUACCAGGGACCAAUGAUUCUUGUUCUGCUGAUCAACUUCAUUUUUCUCUUCAACAUUGUGAGGAUCCUAAUGACGAAGCUCAGGGCCUCGACGACAUCAGAGACAAUCCAAUACAGGAAAGCUGUGAAGGCCACCCUGGUUCUGCUGCCCCUUCUUGGGAUCACAUAUAUGCUCUUCUUUGUUAACCCUGGAGAGGAUGAAAUUUCUAGAGUCGUCUUUAUAUACUUCAAUUCAUUUUUGGAGUCAUUUCAGGGCUUUUUUGUGUCGGUCUUCUACUGUUUUUUGAACAGCGAGGUCCGUUCAGCAGUCAGGAAGAGGUGGCAUCGCUGGCAGGAUAAGCAUUCCAUACGAGCCCGCGUAGCCAGAGCUAUGUCUAUUCCAACCUCACCUACACGGGUCAGUUUCCACAGCAUCAAGCAAUCCACAGCUGUUUGAUGGCUAAACAGGAAUUAGAAGAUGGAGGACACAGAGUGUGGGAUGAAUGAUGGCGACUCUACUUUGGGAAUGGAGACUCAGUGGAACAUGACUGGAGUGCUGGAGUUGGAGAGGGACAGAUUGGAGCACAUGUACCAUCAAGUACUUUGGGUCUUUUGUGGUUUAGCAUGAGUGGUCUUCAUUACCUUGGGGACAAGGUGGCAGGAGGACGCAUGAUGUAGAAGGACUCCCCAUCAAGUGUUGGCAUUGGCUUAAUGCCUAAUUGCUCAGCUUUCAGUGGAACUCCUUUGGAUCCUUUGAGGAUUUUAACAAUGAAUUGAUAGGACCUUCAUGCACAAGUUAAGUAGGAAUAGCCAAAGCUGGAUGGCUCUCGACAUUACUAUGGAUGCGUCGUAUCCUGAAAGGCUUUGGGUACUCAAGCAAACUCAGUAUGUCACUCAUCAGACGCACACUUGGACAGAAGACAGAAUACGUAAACUGCACAAAGAUGGCCAGGACACAUGUUGUGGGAUGAGGUGUGUGUUGUGCCCCUUCUAAGGACUAAUAGACAAGCCCACCACAGGCUAUCCCACUUUACACUUGUUCUGUUGUGGAAACACUAUGGCACCAUUUAGAGGUCCGCUCUGGGCAGGACACCAGGCGAUCACAAGGCACACUGACAUAAUAUCCAUAAAGGUCACCAAUUCACACAGAGGACAUGCCUUUGGGGUAUGGCAGGGGAAGUGGUGGUGCUGGAGUACCUGUAAGGGAAACCCACACCAACACAGAGAGAACAUACAAACUCUACACUAAUAACUGGACAGGGAAAUGAACCUAGGUCUCAGGAAGCCAUUUUAAUUUAGGGUCCAAUUAAGAUCAUUCAGAAUGAAGAUCUUGACAGUAACACCUCCAUGUAAUUCAAGCAUCAUAUAGUCACUGGCAUCAGUGGGUAUUGCUGGCUACACAAUUCAGUGGGCCAUGGCAACCAUGACUGUGGUACUGAGCUUAUGGCUGACUUCAUGUUUAAUGGGAGGCCUCCCUUCAAAACGCUUCAUGGCUUUAAAGGUUUAGCUAUGAAGACCCUCUGGUUCUUGGGGUUGGUGGGACAAACUCAGUUUUAGGAAGCUGGCACUUGAUGAUAUGAUAACGCAAGUGCUGGCAGUUUGCUGGAAAUGGAGGACAAUCAUGUUUAGUACGAGUGCCAUCUUGGUGGCUUUGCCAAUAGGGAGUCCUGGGCAGGGAGAUGGCACUGGGUUCAAGCUGUGCAUCUUUGUGUUCAUGUUACAAUCAGAGGACUAGGGCAGUGCCACGUUCUGAAGACCUGUUGGUCUGAUGGAGUGUUGAGUAUUUUUCAGGUCAGACUGGAUCUUCACUUGGGACUGGCAUAUUGGUAUCUUGAUACCAGGAGGUGCAACUGAAGUCCACUUUUCAGACCUUUUACAUGCAUCUCAGACAGCAUCCCGCUGAGCCCCUUAUUAUUUGAAGUUCACCAGCAGCCACCAGUAGGUUUGGCUGGUGGUGCAAGUCAGAACUUAACUGGGCAUUGAGCUUGUGGGAGACUCCAUUCAGCGUUUCAUGCCUCAAUUAUUGUUUAGCAGGAGGACCCCCUACAAAGCUCUUCAUGGCCUUAAAGGUUUGGCUGUGAAGCCCCUCUUUUUCUAGGAGUAGUAGAUCAAAGUCACGGUUUAGGAAGCUGGCACUUGGUGAUAUGAUAAUGCUAGUGCUGGCAGUUUGCUGGAAGUGGAAGGAAUGAUGUUCAGUACAAGUGCCACCUGGGCUGACUUUGUCAAUUGUAAUCUUUAGAAGGUGGCAGCACGCCAGUUUUAGGUAGGGCUGUCAAUUGUGAAUGGUGGUCCUAGACAGAAAACCGGCAGUGGGAUGGAACUGUGCAUCUUUGAUGUGAUGGUCUGGGCUCAUGUUACACUUAGAAGACUAGGACAGUAGCACAUCUGAAGACCUGCUGGUCUGGUGAAGUUUUCACAUUUUUGAGUUAGACUGUACACUCACCCAGGAUCAGUAUAUCAGCACCCCACUCCCUGAAGCGCUUUAAGUAGUGAGAAAGGUAAAUGUAAAGAAUUCUUAUUAUUAAUACAAGAAGGUACUUUUCAGACGAUGGUGGUGUUGGUGCAUCAUAGGCUGCAUUCCACUGAGCUCCUUGUCAUUUGUUCUUCACUGACACCAGUAGCUUUCUUGGACCAAGUCUAAAGGCCUAACUGGAGCACGGAGCUCAUGGAUAACUUCAUUCAGCAUUUUGUGGCUCAGCAGAGGCCUGUCAUAGUGUCCCUCUAUAAGACCAAGGAAGACAAAGUGUUUCAGAAUUUUGCCUACUAUGCCAGGCAACCUGCCUUUGCCCUACACUGUUAUCAGAUGCCAUUUUGAAAAAUAGAAGCUGAAACUGAAAUUUAGAACUUCAAAACUUUAAACUCCUCCCAUUUCUUGCUCAUUUCUUUUUGGAAAAGCUAAAUAAGGGAUCAUUGUUUGACCUCAGCACCACAGGUGACUGCCCUCACGUUAAAGUGUGCCGUCAGGGAUUAAACAUGGGCAUGUGUAGGUUCUUCUUAGAAUCACGUAGAGCAGGUGGCCGGUCUAUUUUAGGUUUGACAACUGUUGUAUUCCCCGAAAAGCUGAGCUGACCAGGAUGGCUAGGCUAUAGCAGAAGGAGCCUUUGUGUUAUGUUUCCCAGUACGUUGGAUCCUGGAAAACGUUAUAUUGGCUUUACUGAUUAAUCAGCUGGCUGGUUUCUCUAACUACGAGAGUCACUUCCCAGUAUACCCAGCAACCUAUGUUUCCAAAUCACAUGCCCCAGUGUUUGGAAUUUGACUAGAAGAUGUUUUCUGGGUUCUGCUCCAGUUCCACACUGCUCUUUGUUUAUUCUCAGCAUGCCAGUCGACAGUUCAAAUGGGUGUGAUUUCCCCUCUUUAUUCCCAGUAUCCUAAAUUAGGUCCUGUGCAAGGAGUAUAAAUCAGAUGAGUUUUCAGUCUCAGUUCCCAGUGAGCCUACUUUACUUGUGGUGAACAAGGCCAGUUUUAACCACAAUUCCCAGUAUUUCCUGCGUUAGCUGUGGUGUAACAAAGAUCAAUUUCUGCCCCCCUUGAUUCGCAGUGUGCUAGUCGGUGUGCUGGAGAUCUUACUGGCAGUCACUCUCAGUAUAGCCGAGUUCAGUGCUUCUGCUGUGGCUGUUUCUUUUGUAGCAUAACAGAAUGUGGUUGCCUAGUAUUCCAGAAUUAGUGAACCUAUUGGUUUUGCAUGCACAGUCACUUCUUGAUUCCCAGUAUUCCUGAACAGGACUGGGUUACUCUCCCAAUUCUCAUUAUGCCUACUUCAGUUGGUCAAUCGGUAGUGGAAAUAGAAUCAUUGUCCUCACUUCAUUCUUAGUUUUUGCUAGUUUGUCUGUCCAUGGUGCAACCUGGAUUGCUUUUCUAACUUGAUUCCCAAUAUUACCGAGUUAGCUACUGUCUGUCUGAAGCAACCGCAGUUAGAUUCCUCAGUAGUGUUAGCCAUUUGGUCCUCAGCAUGACAAGGAGCACUUUCUUAUCGAUGAUGGGUAUACAGGAGUUGGCUGGCCUGUCUGUGCUGUAACUGGAAGGUGUUUUCCCGCUCUGGCUGGUGUUCCCAGAUUAGCUCCUGUAACUGUGUUGUAAUCAGGAUCAAUGUCAUUUGCCAGUUCCUAUGAUCUCAUUAGCUAGUGAAGUUUGGAAUGCCUGUUUUACAAACAACUGUUUUACUGGAAGUGCCUUUCCUUCUUCAUUCCCAAUAUUCAUGAGUUACCUAGUGUAACCAGUGAUGGUUUCCUCCCUGAAUUCAUUGUAAUUGCUCUUCUGUCGUUGAUGUUACAAGGGUCAUUUUCCCAUCUUAAUUCGUAGUAUUUUUGAGUUUUCUAGACUAUUGCUGGUGUGACCAGGAUGGUUUUACUUUCUUGAUUCCCAUUAUAUAUGUUGGCUGUCUAUCUCAGUGCCCAGUAUGACUUAAUUUGUCCAUGACUUAACCCAGAUUCUAAUUUAUAGUAUUCCUGAGUUUUCUGGUCUAUCAAUGGUGGAAUCAGCUUCAAUCCAUAUUCUCAAUUCAUAGUAUACCUGUGUCAUCUGGAGUACAUAUGGUUUAACCAGGAACAGUCCUCUCUAUUGACUCCCAUCAUGUAUCUUGGUCUCUCCUUAGAAGCACAGAACUCAAAAAGGAAACUAAACUUGGUUUCAUCAUAGACAUCAGCUAAUGGUGUUUAUUGAGAUACUGUAAGUAAUACUAAGGUUUCUUUGGUCUACCAGUUGUGUAAUGAGAAUCAUUCAUCCCUUUCACUACGUGGAAUUCCUGGUGCUAUAACAAAGAUCAGCAUCCCCUCUCAAUUCUUGGUGUUCCUUAGUUUUUAGACUAUCAGUAUUGUAAUCAGAUUGGUUAUCCUUCUCAGUUCAUGAAAUUCCCAACUUCUUCAGGCUCUGGGUGGUGUCACUUGGAUUGGUUUCCUCUCUUGAUUCCCAUUUUGCCUGUUGGUGUGUUUUGGUAUUGCCUAUCUCGAUGACCAGUAUUGCCUGCUUUGUCUGUGAUGUCACACAGAUCAGUUCCCCUCUCAAUUCAUAGAGUUAUCUGGACGAUUGGUGUAGUAAGCAGGAUUGCUUUCUUGAUUCAUUCACUUUUUUCCCUCUUUCCGGUGUUAUCACCUAGUUUGCUUGUGAUGUACAUGUUUCCGCCCUCAGUUGUGGUAUCCCUUCAUUUUCUUGAUUAUUAGUAGUGUAACUGGGAUCAGUCACACCUCUCAUUUCGUGAAAUUCCUUAAAUAUCUGUGAUGUUACAGGACUGGUUUCCUCUCUUGGUUCCCAGUAUUUUUUUUUUUGAUGUCACAUAUCUCAAUAUACGGUAUUGACUGAUUUCUGGAGUGAAAACCAGAUCACUGGAUUAGGUUCUCUAGAUUAUUGCCAUUUCUUAAAUUUCUGAACCAGAAAUGGUAUAACUGGGACCAGUUAAACCUUUCACUACAUACAAUUUCUGUGUUAUCUGGGUUAUUGGUAGUGUACCCAGGUUGGUUUCCUCCUCUUGAUCCCAGUAUGCCUGUUUUGGUGUUACGUGUCUCCAUCCAUAGUGUUACCUGGUAUGCCUGUAAUGUAACCAGGGUCAUUUUUCUGUACUGUGUAUUGCUGAUAAUUGGAAAAGUAACUGGGAAUGAUUGUCCCUCUCAUUUCAUGGAAUUCCUGAAAUGUCUAGCCUAUCAUCCAUAAUCGGUGUACUCUGCUGAUGGCUCUGAGGCCAGGUAUCUGCACUGGCAAUCGGCAGGUUGCUGGUUCGAGUCCCGUAAAUGCCAAAAGGGACUUUGCUCUGUUGGGCCC